Messenger RNA from Octodon degus (degu), 1998 nucleotides. It is a transcript of the gene Ccdc122, whose product is annotated as coiled-coil domain containing 122. The record is from RefSeq and is a predicted model, not a curated record. NCBI's taxonomy places the organism in Eukaryota, Metazoa, Chordata, Mammalia, Rodentia, Octodontidae. The coding region runs from base 386 to 1213 and encodes 275 amino acids. The transcript is spliced from 8 exons.
GAGCCGCUGCCUCAGCAGUUCCGGGUGGGGCGUGCGAGUCCGCGCCACCUGCAGCGGCUAGGAAAAGGAACUCCGGCUGGAGCCGGGCGGGCCCGCGGGGCGGAGGCGGCCUUGUGGCCGGAAAGGGGACGGUUUAGAAACAACUCAUGGAAGAUUGUACAGUUCAACUGGUAGAACAGCAUUAGGAAGACUCACUAAAGAAUAAUUUCCUAACCUUAAAUAAAAGGUUGUCAUCUGAAAGAGGAGGAGAAGAGAGCUGAGGGGGAGGCUUGAUGAUGAAGAAUGAAAUAAUCUAUGAAACUUGAUGAAUCCUAAGGGCCUCCAAUCAAGGGCCCACCUGCCGAAUAAAGAAGGUGAAGUAAAAAGGGAAAAAGAUUAUUAAAAAAUGUCAGGCAACAAAGAAAGGAAGAAUGCUUCAGUUCUUCAUGAAGCUGUGUAUAAGCAAGAAACAUCUUCAUUAACUGAUUUUGUAGAGCAAGUUGCGAAGCAACAACAAUCACAAAUAUCAGAAAUAGAAAAAAACAAAAAAACCCUGCUUCAUUUACAGAAUGAACUUCAUGAACUUGAAAAACAAAUAGUAGCAGUCUCUGCAGAAACUAAAGAAACAGAAAGACAAAUUUAUCAGCAAGAUACUGCCAUCGAGAAUUCCAAACUUCAGUGUGGAAGCCUGGAAAUUCAAAUCAAGACCUUACAUACAGAAAAUAUAAAGCUUAAAUUUGAUAUAGCAGCAGCACAAGAAGAUUUUGGAGAACAGAUGAAAAGAUAUAAUGCAUAUUAUGCAAAAAUAAAGGCAUAUAAAGAUAGUUUGGGGGAAAUAGAAAGAAAAUGGUCAUUUAUGACUGAACUUUAUGAAAAACGAGAUCUUAUUAAAAAACUAAAGACAAUGAAAGAGGAACUUAGGCAAGACCUCCAAGAUCCAGAAGGAAACAAAAUAACAAAAACUCAGGAAGAUAUUUCAGAGCUAAGGAAUAAGAUUGCAACCAUAAAAGAAUCUAUCAUUGAAACAACUUGCUUUCUUGAAGAAGAAAAAAAGAUACAUGAAAACUUAAGAAAAGAAAUAGAGGUACAGUAUAAGAGGUAUGAUGCAAUUCUGAAGCGUCUACAUUGCCAAGUGAACAAGCUUCAGUCAAAUAGAAGACAAUGGCAAUGGAACAUUUUACAGCUGGAAAAAACUGCAGCUGAACUAAGGAAAUCUAUAGGAAUGAGCAACUAACAUUGCCAUAGGGAAACUGGAUGGAGACCAUGCCAAACAAAAUUAUAGAACAGAAUAUUUAAUAAAAUCUUUUGGUUUCUUAACAAGCAACCACUGUGUUGACGGAUAUAUUUUCUCUUUUAAAAAUUAGUUAUCCAUUGGUUAAAGUAUUUUUACAACGUUAUAAUGAACAGCACUAGACAGACAAUAGCAAUCCUUACGGGAGAAUAGUGGAAGAGUCUCUGUGAGUAUUUCAAGUGUGCAGGCUAUCUAGUAUUCAAAAUGUAUAUUUAUAAAAAUGCUGCAUUUACAAUAUAUUCAAUACCCUAUCAAAAUUUAGAAGAAAAUAAACAAUUGAAUUUUUAAUGAUUUAAAUUGAAAUACUAAAAAUGGUUUCAAACUUUUCUAUCACUGCCUUUAUAGUAGUCUAUAAAUAUUAAUAUUCACAAUAAUGUUAUUAUAUGUUUAAUACCUUAAACAUUUUACUUUCCUUGUCCAAGAAAUAGCAGCAUUUUCUUUGUUGUUAAAUAAAUUUUAGAGUGUUGCAAUGCAUAAAUUCUUUUGUUCAUUUUUCUGUCUACAAUUUGUUUAUAUCCUGUGACUAAAAGCACUACAUCAUAUCAAACAAACAUAAAAUCUUAGAAGUGUUAACAACUAAUAUAUAUUGUUCAUAGGGCAAUAAAUCAAAAAUUAACUUGGCUUUUUAAGAUAAAGUAUUCCCUCUCAUUACUUCUUUGAGUCAAAUACAAGUUAAAGGUACAGUUUUCUGAGGUAUAAAAAGUAAAGCCAUAUUAAUAUGCUGAGCU